GGCACCAGAGGGGGGGUGCUGCGCUUCCGAAACGAGGCUGUCGGUCGGAAAGGUUAGCUGCGGCCAUGAGCUAGCCAGUGGGCACGACCAUGUGCGCCAGCAUGCACGAGUAACAUCAACACAUACAGAGGGACAGUCCCUUAAUUGUCGGCUAGACAUUACUGCAAUAUAUAUUUACAUAGAAAUUUGUUUUUUGCUGCUAUAUUAAUGCACUCAAUGUAUUAUAUUGCUCUUUUCAACGUGCUUCACUACAGUGCGGUAAGGUUCACCGGCAGUUGGGCCUACACGCUUUCGGCUUCGCGUUUGGUUAAAAUGGACUGCUCUGGGCCGCCGUAGCCAGGAAAAACACUGACAAGCAGCUGUUCCGUCAGUAUUAUGUUACAGAGCUCACGUGUAAGACUUUACUGCGUAUAGUGCUGUAGCAGAGACUACUUUGGAUCAACAGUUACACAAUGGAGCCCGUCAUUAAAAUAAAUCCCGGAGCCACGAAAUGGGACAUCCGUCAGAAAGUGUGGGACUACAUCGAAGAUAAUAAUCUGGCCAAUUUCCCCAGGCCUGUUCACAACAGAAUCCCGAAUUUCAAGGGUGCAAGUCAAGCAUGCAACAGGCUUGUAGAUCUGCAGGAGUUCAAGUCCAGCCAGACAGUCAAAGUAAACCCAGACAGACCACAGCAGCACGCGCGCUUUGUCACUCUGGAAGCGCAGAAAACUUUAUUGGUCCCAACUCCUCGUCUUCGAACUGGCCUUUUCAAUAAUAUCACUCCUCCCCAGGGGGCCAACAAAGAACAGCUACGCAUAUGCUCUUCCUCACAGGGUGUGAGAGACUUCAGUGUGCCUGUUGACCUGGAUGCAAAGGUGAAGGUAGACCUGGUAGUGGUCGGCUCUGUGGCGGUGUCAGAGAAAGGCUUGCGGAUUGGAAAAGGAGAGGGCUUUGCUGACAUGGAGUAUGGCAUGAUGGCUGCAAUGGGAGCAGUGAAUGAAUCUACUGUGGUGAUUACUAUUGUCCAUGACUGCCAGGUGGUGGAUAUUUCAGAGGAGAUAAUAGAAAGCCAUGACCUAACUGUGGACUUCAUCCUCACACCCACCAGAGUGAUUGAAACAAACUGCCAGUUCCCCAAACCACAGGGAAUCUUCUGGAAUAAGCUGGACAGUGAAAAGCUGGAGAAGAUCCCCAUCCUGAAGAAGUUGCGUGCUCUGGAGGAAGAGUGUGGAAAGGAUGUAACACUUGGGGUGGCGCCCCCUGCAGCAGAGCCUGGUCUGCAGACCGGUCCACCCAAAAGGCAAACCAGACGGAGGCCAAGGCAGAACAUACAGCAGGAUGAUAAGGGAGAAUACAAACAGGAGAAAACAGCAGAGUCAGAAAAGAGAGUCAGACAGCGCCCCGCUAGAGUGAGGAAAGACAGCAGAGGAGAAGGUGGAGGUUAUGAGAGAGGAAGGGGAAGAGGUGGAGAGAACCUGAGGGAAAAGGGCCCACAGGAGGGAGGAAGUGAAGUCGUGUCUCAACGAAAGCUCCCUCUGAGUGUGACCACAGUUUACCUGGGCGGAAUCCCUGCUGGGCUGCGUGUUAGUGAGCUGAAAGCGGCCCUCAGAGAGAGGGAGGCCGCCCCACUGAGGCUCACCUGGCAGGGAGCUCAACACAGGGCCUUCCUGGACUACAGCGACCCUGAGGCUGCAGAGCAGGCCUUGGAGGCUCUGCAGGAUCUCAGUCUGAAUGGUCAGAGUCUGCAGGCUGAGCUGGCCAAGAGUCAGCGGGGAGGCAAGAGGUCCGGACAGUCCAACCGGAGACCAAGACCAUCAGCAGUCCCGAAAUCUGACGAGGCGCCAGCAGAUAUUGAGAGUGACACCAAUGAAGAGACUGAGCAGUAGAGCAAUAAGCAAUACUCAGCCAGAGAAGUAUUAAUUGUGGAGCAACGUAAAAUUGCCUUAAGAAGAAAUACUUUUUGUUUUUUGAUAUUUUUGGAUUUAGUACAAGAGGACAUCAGUUAUUUGGACCAUAGACAUCUAAAUUGACGGCUAAGACUAAUGGGUUUAAAAAAUAUGAAUAGAAUAUGCAAUAGUUGAAUCAAAAAGCAUUUCACUAAAAAGGUAUUUUGUACAUGUACCAUUUCAUAAUACGUAACCACACACACACGCACCGACCGACCUAUGUGCCUUGUUUAUUCAAACACCCCUCGCGCUCUGUGUGUCUCGAUAGCAUUCAGUUUUUGAAGGUGCUUUUUGAGUAAAUGAGUUGAGUUAUUAUCCUUUAAAUCUGUAGACUGUAUAUACAGUCUAUUUGUUAAAAUACAUGUGUAGAGUAAAUUGUUGUAAGUGUUCAGAACAUUUCAGUUUCAAAACCAGUUAUUAUAGUUGCCUCUUUAAAGAGUUUUGUUUUUAAACCAGUUUUUCUGCUCGUUGAUCUCCAAACCAUUUUACUAAGGUCAUGGGUCAAAGAAGAACUUCUAAGUUUUUGUUGCAGAUAGCGUCACCAUGUGGUCAUUUAAACAAUAUAUACCAUCCUGAUGAUUGCUGAGCCCUGAAGUGUACCAGAAAAAUCCCUGCUCAACAUUUACAUAUCUUUAUACAUUAUGUCACACCAAUGUUUGACUACACAGGAAUUGAUUCUUUAAAAACACGUUUUUCAACACAAAUUUCAUCCAAUUUCCACAAAAUCUAAUAUUUAAAUGACUGGUAGCAUAAUUCUUUUCCUAUUCCAUUACCAAAUUGCUAAAUACUAAUGCUAAAUUGCUAUACUGUGCAGUUGCAACUAAAUUAAAAAGAUGUGGACAUAUUUGCAAAUUGUUGGGCCAUUUUGAUCACAGACCACAGCAACAUAGUGUUUAAAUGGCCAUAAUUCAGUCAUGAGGAUUCUGACUUAGUUAUAAAUUUGCACAAUUCAUCCUUUUGUUCGGCCCAGGGUUUAGGUACUCUUCUUGUGUUUAAAUUUGGAUCUGGAUCAAGAUGCAGUUUAUAAAGAUCUAAACCUAUUUUAUUUGAAAAUUACAAAUGUAGAGGUUUGUGUAGCCUUGUUGGAGCUAUGCUUUUUGAUUUCUACUUCCUUGCAGUUUCUACUUGCUUAUGUUUUUGUUUUGUUUUUUGUUUGUUUUUUUUGAAUAUUUUGGUAAAGGAUAUUGUACUAGUAAUAAUUGUAUCUUUUGUUGUUAGAAAUGACACAUUCAUGGCUUCCUGUUUUGUUUGGCCAGUUUGAGUAUGAAGCCAGGCUCACCAUGUAACGUUUCAGAGAUGCUACGGUGCCGGCUGAACUGUUCUAGUGUUGAUGCAUCAGUUUGUAACCCGUUAUAACAUUGUCCAUUGAAGCUUUUGACUGUACUGGCUCCUAAGUGUCUUCUUUU
Molecule: messenger RNA, 3331 nt
Organism: Anoplopoma fimbria (sablefish)
Lineage: Eukaryota; Metazoa; Chordata; Actinopteri; Perciformes; Anoplopomatidae
Gene: mthfsd
Product: methenyltetrahydrofolate synthetase domain containing
Exons: 8
Coding region: 453-1865 (470 amino acids)
Cellular component (GO): cytoplasm
Molecular function (GO): RNA binding
Source: RefSeq, a predicted model, not a curated record